UGAAUGAAGAGUCAAAUUCAUUAAUUGCUUCCAUUAAAAGAUCGGAGUAGCCCUUCAAAUGCGAGGACUGGCCAUUGGCCAAAGUAAAAGUCACAUGAUUGCCCCGAUUCCAGAUCAACUCUCCACACAUCGCGCUCUCUCUCUCCCGCGCGCGCUCCGGCUCUAUCCUAACCAGUGCGAAAGUCUCUAAAUAACAUGGUGAACAGGCUGAGGCCGAGCUCAAGUGACGGGGAAGCGAGGCUAUGGCCCAGAAGGGCAAGGCAAGACGCCCGAGAGGAGAAUGAAUUCGUAUCAAGAGUUCAUUUGCGCCAGGGAUGCCACUGCACACAUAGUGGGGGCAUAUUACAGCAGGCUAGCCAGGUCUCCGCACUUGCAAAAGAGACCAUGCAGUAAUAUGAGCUGCGGGCCAGAUGGGCGUUACAUGGGUGGCCGGGACCUGCACCUAACUGUGCAUGGCCAUGGCAGUACGACCCAUCAGUUCAACGGGUCUUAUGAGGCAGACGCUUUCAACGUAUCUUUGAGUCCAGAUCUACCUCCUGCAGCUGCUUUAACUCCUCACCCGGCGUAUUCUUCUUCUCCUUCUUCUGAAAACUACCUCCAUCAUCCUCACCACCAUAAUCUUCCUUAUGCUGGGGGUCAAGAGACUGAAUUGAGUACCUGCGCCGUCAGCUACGCCUCUAGUUUGGAAAAUGCUAGUGGUUUCCCCGAGCAUCACUUUCUGUUUGGGACACUGGAGCAGCCAUACCAGGAAAGCACGCGGGAUGGCCAUCCCUUCUCGGACUAUUACACCACCCCCGAAUGUCCGGGGGAGAGACUGAAUACUCACCCGGAGCCCAGUAAUAAUUGUGGUGAUGCCACAAGGACCUUUGACUGGAUGAAAGUGAAAAGGAAUCCCUCCAGAACAGUGAACCCUGGACACGUCUGUGAUGGUGGCUUCACUACAGGCGCCCCUAUCAUCUCUGGAAUUCUGGGAUACGGUGCCCCCAGGACCAGUUUCACCACCAAGCAACUGACGGAGUUGGAGAAGGAGUUCCACUUUAAUAAGUACCUGACACGGGCUCGACGAGUGGAGAUUGCGACUGCCCUGCAACUCAACGAAACGCAGGUAAAGAUCUGGUUCCAGAACCGCCGCAUGAAGCAAAAGAAGAGAGAGCGAGAGGGGCUGGCCGCGGGGUCCGGCGUGUUGUCCUGCAGUGGACCUGAAGACUCUCCUUCGGACCGUUCAGACAAUACUCUCUCCCCGGCCCCUUCCCCACCUCUGGCGAGCCAUUCGCCCCUGCAGGCGUGACAUUUCAGGAAAUUCUUCCAUCCACGGAAAGGGAAUAUUAAUCGCUCUCUGUAGAAGAGACACGCAUAAUUUACAGGGCAGCACAACUCAAUGCACAAGCAUCCACUAGUUUAAAGUUACCGCAAAGGAAUGUUUAAAUCGCCUGGUGUGCCAUGGGGCUACUUCUGUUUACGUACACUGUAAGUUAUAAAGUCAAUAGAUGUGUGGUUUCAAUUGGGUCUGCAAGGGCACCGUGCAGUUGCAAGAUUUUGGUGCUGUGUUAAAAAUAAAUAAUAUAUAAUCACCAAAGGAAAUAUAAAUAAUUUACAACUGCCUUAAA
Polypterus senegalus (gray bichir) is the source of this 1607-nucleotide messenger RNA. It is a transcript of the gene hoxc1a, whose product is annotated as homeobox C1a. The record is from RefSeq and is a predicted model, not a curated record. Gene Ontology annotation, molecular function: RNA polymerase II cis-regulatory region sequence-specific DNA binding; DNA-binding transcription factor activity, RNA polymerase II-specific. Bases 281 to 1288 code for a protein of 335 amino acids. Gene Ontology annotation, biological process: regulation of transcription by RNA polymerase II. The transcript is spliced from 2 exons. Gene Ontology annotation, cellular component: nucleus. Lineage: Eukaryota; Metazoa; Chordata; Cladistia; Polypteriformes; Polypteridae.